UAAAAGUGCCACAAAAAUACGCCAAAACAACAACAAAUCACAUUACACCACACCAUACCGUAAGAAUUACACGCGCAACAAAUUUGCCGACGGCAAAAAUGCAAGCAACGAAGAUGCGCACACCCUUCGCCAUCCAAGAAAUACUCGGCUUGGGUGUAGGCUCGGCUGCGGCGGCAGCGGCUGUCAACUAUCAGCAGCAGGCGCAACAACUUAGCCAGCAGCAACAACAACAACAACAGCAGCAGCAACAAUCGACACUGCAACAUAGUCAGCAGCAGCAGCAGCCACUUCAACUGCAACAGCAACAACAACAACAACAACAGCAACAACAAUCACCUACUCAACAACAACGCGACUCCCGCUCCAUUUCACCCGAUGUGACGCGUCUCUCAGCGGCAGCUGCAGCUGCGGCCGCCACCGCACACUGUCAACUGCCCAUCUUUAAUCCGGCGAACUUUUACGCCGCAGCCGGUUAUGCGGAUCAUGCGGGCCAAUUGAAUGCUGCACAUCAUCAUCAUAUGACAACGUUGGCGGCGGCGGCGUACUUGCGUGGCUUUUUGCCGCCGGGCUUUAGUACGCCACAUGAGUUUCGUGGGCAUUUUCAACAGCAUUUUGGCAGCCAAUUUGCGGAACACGCUGCACGUGGCGCUCAGGACUAUACAAAUAACCUAAACAACAAUAACAACGAUGAUGCACACUCGCCGAAUAAAGCGAAUUCAAGCAAUGGCUCUAACGGCAGCAGCAUUUCACACAAUUUGUCCACAACGAAUGGUAGCAGUCUCCUGCCCAGUAAUGGCAGCGCAACAACCUCCAAUGGUAAUGGUAGUACAAACAACGGCAUUGUCGGCAGUAGCAAUAACAACACCUCACCUUCAACACGUCCUACACUUUCGCCUGCCGAACAUGCCGCCGCCGCUUUGGCUCACCAUGCAGCCGCUGCCGCAGCUGCACAUCAUGCGCAUUCACAACAUGGCGGCCACCAUCAUCCGCAUGCACAUCACUCGCACACCCAUCAUGGCCAUCAUCCGCAUCAUGCCCAUCAUCAUCCACAUGCGCAUCAUCCACACCCCCAUCAUCCACAUGCCGGCGCUACACAUGAGGCAUUUCUUAAUGGCGCUGCUGCUGCGGCGGCGGCGGCAGCUGCCAUCGGAAGUGGUAUGACCGGUGCCGGAAGUGUUGUGGGCGCACCUAAUGGUCUACUCGGACACGGUGGUGAUCCUAGUUUAUUGCUUGGCGCUGCUGGCGGUGGACCGGGUGGUUUGAGUAGUAAAAAGAAGAACAAACGACGUCACGGGCGCACCAUAUUUACGAGCAAUCAAUUGGAAGAGUUGGAAAAAGCUUUCAAGGAGGCACACUAUCCAGAUGUGAGCGCACGUGAGCUACUUUCGAUGAAGACUGGUUUGGCUGAGGAUCGUAUACAGGUCUGGUUCCAGAACCGACGCGCCAAAUGGCGAAAAACGGAGAAGUGCUGGGGACAUAGCACUAAAAUGGCUGAAUAUGGUCUGUACGGCGCCAUGGUGCGUCAUUCCCUGCCACUACCCGAAACCAUACUUAAAUCGGCCAAAGAUGAUGAAUCCGUUGCACCGUGGCUACUAGGCAUGCACAAGAAAUCCCUCGAAGCUGCCGAUAUUUUGAAAUCGGAUGAAAGUGAUCGUGAAACACCCACCUCAGACGACACGAAUACCUCAUACUCAGCCGGGAGUACACACAAUUCGCCGAUCUCCUCAUUCUCCAUAUCGCGACUACUCUUCGAUGCACCAAGCAAACACAAACGACACCACGAUGUGAGUGGUAGCGGUGUUAUGGGUGCUGCUGGUAUGGAACUUGUUGCCAACGGUACUAUGAGCGGUUUGGCUGAGCAAGCACAUGCACAAGCGCAUGCACAUGUUAUGCAACAUCAUCCCUACAAUCAACAACAACACUUGCAACAUGUACAACACCUCCAGCAGUUGCAUCAACAACAAUUGGCCGAACAACAUGCUGAAGUCCAGCGACGUCAACAGGCGGCGCAUCAACAUCAUCAACAACAAUUGUUGGCGGCGGAAGCGGAAAUGCAACGUAGGCGUCAGGAGGCGCACGAACAACGUGAACGUGAACGUGAACGCGUACGCGAACGUGAUACCGAUGCGGAUGAGGAGCCAAUGUGUGAUGAUGACGACGAUGAAUGUGAUAGGGAAGAGAUUGAUAUAUGUGAUGAUGUUGAUGAUGAUAAGGAUAUGAAAAUGUUGCUGAGCGCUGAGAAUGCGGCCAAGCGUAUUAAACAGGAGUCUAGCGCGUCCAUGGCGCUGGAGAGUAGAUGAAAUUUGUGCAUAGAUGUGUUGUUGUAAGGAUGAUAAAAAGUGCUUUUAAUAUUCACUUGCUUUGUUAAAAAUUGGCAAAUUUUCGCUUAAGUGUUUGAUAAAAUGAGUUUCAGUUUCUUAUUAUAGAGUUUCAGGGAAAUUUUUAUACACACAUGCAUAGAAAACUCUUAAAAGCUUAGGCAAAAUAAAAUUUGAAAAAAUUAAUUGACAUUUGCAUAUUCACAUUGGCUAUAUUGAGCAUCAAGCACACGAAAAUAUAUCGAUUAACAAAUAAUCGAUUACAGAGCUGCUUCGGCGCCAUUGAAAUUGAUCAGCUGUUUAAAGCACAAGGCUUACGGAAAUACGUUUGGUGAUUCUCUUAAAAAUACACUCAUUUAUUAUGCAUGUAACUUUUUACAAAUUCAUAUUGUUCGUAUUUUAAUAAUCAAACACCACACACAACGAAUUUUUGUUCACCUAAAUUAAAAGCAAACCGAAGAAUAUCUCACAAUUAAAAUGUUUAGUAAAAAAAUAUAUAUCGAAGACAACUUGCAACGACAUGAUCAAUACGAAACACUUCUGUACAUAAAAUAAAUUCACAAUAUAGUACGAAAACUAAUCCAUUUGGAGCACUGAAUACACUGAAAGAAAUUAUUGUAGUAAAAUAAAAAAAUUCGCUUGAAGAACGAUUGCAAGGAGUAAAAAAAUAUGAGCAACUUACACUUAAAUGCACUUUAUUUGACCUUGAAUUUUUAUGUACUGUACAUACGUAUGUACAUAUCUGUA
Ceratitis capitata (Mediterranean fruit fly) is the source of this 3065-nucleotide messenger RNA. It is a transcript of the gene Vsx1, whose product is annotated as homeobox protein B-H2. The transcript is spliced from 4 exons. NCBI's taxonomy places the organism in Eukaryota, Metazoa, Arthropoda, Insecta, Diptera, Tephritidae. Gene Ontology annotation, biological process: regulation of transcription by RNA polymerase II. The record is from RefSeq and is a predicted model, not a curated record. Gene Ontology annotation, cellular component: nucleus. Gene Ontology annotation, molecular function: sequence-specific double-stranded DNA binding; DNA-binding transcription factor activity, RNA polymerase II-specific. Bases 99 to 2300 code for a protein of 733 amino acids.